Molecule: messenger RNA, 5224 nt
Organism: Salvelinus sp. IW2-2015
Lineage: Eukaryota; Metazoa; Chordata; Actinopteri; Salmoniformes; Salmonidae
Product: aryl hydrocarbon receptor-like
Biological process (GO): xenobiotic metabolic process; regulation of transcription by RNA polymerase II; response to xenobiotic stimulus
Cellular component (GO): aryl hydrocarbon receptor complex; nucleus
Molecular function (GO): protein dimerization activity; nuclear receptor activity; transcription cis-regulatory region binding
Source: RefSeq, a predicted model, not a curated record
CUAGAGAGACUUCUCAUGAACAAAAAGAACAGGAAGGGAAAUUUGCUGUGAUCACGCACAUGUUAUUUACUCUGUUGAUCGGGGGAACUUUCCGAAACUUGUUUCAUCCCCCAAACACUUCUGGAUUUACGCCGCACGUCUAUUACGGUCGACUUUGCCAGUGACUUUGACCGCUUGGGUCUGUCAAGUUAACGUAGCGGGGGAUCUGCGUUACGGAGAGUCCGCUCUAUUUGAAGGGAUUCACGCAUGUCUGGAUAUUAACUUCCCUUGUUAAUUUGAGAACUGUCUCUGAGGAAGACCGUGGAUGUUAUUGUGUUCGUGUUUUUGAACAUUUUGUACCAACUAAUACAGCAGAAGCGUCAACAUGUUGAGUAACACUGGAGUCUAUGCUGUCAAGAAGCGGAAGAAGCCCGUUCAAAAAACCAAGAAAACUCCUGCUCCAGAUGUGGUCAAGUCGAACCCAUCCAAACGCCACCGGGAUCGGCUGAACGGGGAGCUGGACAGGCUGACAGGCCUCCUACCAUUCCCUGAGGAUGUGCGCUCUCGCCUGGACAAACUCUCCGUGCUCCGCAUCAGUGUCGGCUACCUGAAGGUGAAGAGCUUCUUCAAAGCAACCAUGAAGAAAAGCAGUGUCCUGUUUCCUGGGGGGGAUGGCCUGAACAUGAAUGGGAUGAACGCCCCAACCUUCUCCGAGGGGGACCUACUUCUCCAGGCUCUGAAUGGCUUUGUGCUGGUGGUCACAGCUGAGGGACAUGUGUUCUGCUCUCCUACUAUCCAAGACUACCUGGGCUUCCAUCAGUCAGAUGUGGUCCACCAGAGUGUGUUUGAGCUGAUCCACACAGACGACAGAGCCACGUUCAGACGACAGCUACACUUUGCCCUCAACCCCAAGCCCUUUGACCCAGAGCAGGGAGGAGACGGCAUGGCAAGCAGCAGUGACAUCACCAGGAACAUCGUGACCUAUAACCCUGAGCAGCUCCCACCAGAAAACUCCUCCUUCCUGGAGAGGAACUUCGUGUGUCGCUUCCGCUGCCUCCUGGACAACUCCUCUGGCUUCCUGGCUCUGAACUUCCAGGGGCGUCUGAAGUUCCUCCAUGGCCAGAGCAUGCUGGGGGAUGACGGGAUGCGCAGCCAGCCCAGGUUGGGCCUGUUCACCAUCGCCACCCCUGUCCACACCCCGUCCAUCCUGGAGAUCAGAACCAAGACAAUCUUCUUCCAGACCAAACACAAGCUGGACUUCACCCCCACGGGUGUCGAUGCCAGGGGGAAGGUUGUCCUGGGAUACUCAGAGAUUGAGUUGUGUAUGAGAGGCUCUGGGUAUCAGUUCAUCCACGCAGCUGAUAUGAUGUACUGUGCAGAUAGCCAUGUCAGAAUGAUUAAGACGGGAGAGAGUGGUCUGACCACGUUCAGACUGCUGCAAAAGACUGGGUGCUGGGUCUGGGUCCAGGCCAAUGCCAGGCUUGUCUACAAAGGAGGAAGGCCCGACUUCAUCAUUGCUCGCCAGAGAGCUUUACUUAAUUCUGAGGGAGAGGAGAAUCUACGCCAGAGGAAGAUGCAGCUGCCCUUCAGCUUCACCACUGGGGAGGCCCUGCUGUAUGAGACUGGCCCCACUCUGGAUGCCACUGAGUUCCAAACCAACCCCCCAAAAAUCUGCAAGGUGGAGUCUCUGGACCCCCAGUCUCUACUGGGCUCUUUACUAAAGCAGGAUGAAUCCGUCUACACCCGGCCCCAGGAGCCUCAGCUACCCAUAGACCAGGUAUUCAUGGACAGCCGAGCGCUCACCAACGUGGCCUGUAACUCCUGGCAGAGUAGCAUGGAGCCCCAGGGGCCCGACGGGGAUGAUGAUGGGGAUAGCCCCAGGGAGGUCAAGCAGGAUGGGGCGUUGGUAGCCAUGAUCGAUGCCCUGGAGAAGAUGGCGCAGGAUGGGGACCUGUGUGCGGCGCUGCAGGGGAUGGACGUGGGUAUGGCGGAGCUGAUGGAGUGGGAGAGCACCCUUCUCAGGCUGAGCCAGGACUCCAACGGGACCGGGAGCGGGGACACCUCCCUAGAGCUGGAUGACAUCAUGACCAACGACAUCUUCUCUUACGUGGAGGAAGCCUUGUUCAAGGAGAGCAGUGAGGGGAGCGGAGGGGAGCUCAACUGCUCCACCAUGGUCAACAACAACCCUAACCUGUUCACAGGGGUGCUCGACAACAAAAACCAGGGUAGACCAUUCACAGGAGUGGUCAGCCCUACAUGUGCCGGACAGUGCAAGCCCGGGUUGCUUGACAAAUUCAGCUUUGUCCAAAAUGGCUCCCCAGUGAAUGAUCUAAAUGGUAUCAGCCACAGUCAGGUAACAGGCAACAGAGCAGUUGGUUUGGUAGGACAGAACCAGGCAGGACAGAUCCAGGCAGGACAGAUCCAGGCAGGACAGAUCCAGGCAGGACAGAACCAGGCAGGACAGAUCCAGGCAGGACCACAGCAGGUGUUCAAGAGCACCCAGAGGCUCUCCCACUUCGACCCCCAGAUCCCCCAGAUUCCUCAGACGGGCCUGAACAUCCCCAUCCUGCAGCAGCUACAGCUCAACGACAUCUUCACCCCCUCUCUGGAGCUCCCCGAGCUCAGUAACCCACAUAGCUCAGGCCAGAAUGAGUCUGUCACGUUUAGCACUUGCAUGGCUGGAUCCUGUGCUCAGGCACCAAACAACCACAUGGGAAGCCCUCAGAUCAUCGCUGGCCAGGUCCAAUCUAACCAGCCACUUCCACAGCGUUUCCCUCAUAAUGGCUUGCCAGCUGCAAUGGCACCAAACGGACCAGAGGAGAUCUCUGUUCCACAGUCCAACCAUCUACCACCUAUUCUGGUGGAUGCUUGGGCAUCUUUGAAUCCCAGUAAUGACUUUGUUUCACCCCAGAUUGUCUGCAGUGCACCAUUUCAGUCACUAAAAACACAGAAAGUGCAGCAGUGGCCCCAGAACCAGCAGCAUCAGCUACCACCCCCUGCCAGCACAAUGAAGAAUGGACACCAAUUCAUCCCAGACUGUCACAGUCAAGCCACAGAGACCCAAAGAGUCCCUCUCACAGGCCUUUGGCCACAGAACACCAACGGACCGUACCACCAACCCCAGCAGGGGGGAUUGGCCAAUGGCCAGCCUGCUCCAUCCGGUAGCUGCAUGUUUGAGAACGUCUCACCCCCCCUCCCCAACAGGAACAGCCACGUGGAUUGCACCAGGCUGCCCCCACCGUUGUCUGUAUGCCAGAAUAGGAUGGUGGACCCCCACGACCAGAGCUACUUCCAGUGGGGCCCCAGUGAGCCGGUGGUGGACACGUCAGCCAUCGUCCAGGACAACGCCGGAAUCAGCUUCCCGUCUCGCCCGCUGGUGGCCAACAUCACCACCCCCGAGAGCCUGCUGGCCAUGCAGCAGUACCUUUCUGGAUGCAACAGAGUCGGACAGACACAGAUCCCAAGCCUCUGUGUAGUAGACAGCAAUGGAACAUUCUCCUCACCCCUACUUGUCAAUGGAACAUUCUCCUCAGCCCCCCUUGUCAAUGGAACAUUCUCCUCAGCCCCCCUUGUCAAUGGAACAUUCUCCUCAGCUCCCCUUGUCAAUGGAACCAUGUGCUUUACAGACCACAAUCAAACCAACUAUUGCGACUUCUAAACAUGAGUCACAUGUUACGCUGUAAACAUUAUGGACAAAAAGAGGAGGAAGCCAUCCAUGGAUCUGUUCAUCCAUCCGUACACAUUCAAAGACAACACGCUGCCUUAAGAGCUGCCUCAGGGAGGGUGUCGUGAAGACAAGCCAUCUCCUAGUUAAACACACCAUUCAUCUCCCCAUAUCAGUGUUUGCAGGAAAUACAAGGACUCUUUUGAUGAAGCACUUGUCACUUCUGUCAACAACUGAACAAAAAGCAGCAACUUUACAUGGAACUGGUUUUCUUUUUUCUUUGUGUUGUCUUCUGUUUUGUUUGUUGUUGCCUUGUCUUUGUUUUUAUUACUGUGGAAAAACAGUAUCUGUCACAACUUCAAUGUUAUGAAUGAAGUAUGAAUCCUCACUGGUGAAUUUGGCUUGUGUUAUAAUGGCUUUUCAGGGUCAUGCCCAAUUCCCAAAAUGAUUUAUAUAUAUUAAUGAAGCAGGCCAUAUUCAUUUCUUUUUACGUUUGUUUCUUCUUACAUUAUAGUUGGAUGGUGACAGGACACCAUUCAAGUUUUUACUCGUGGAAAAACAUACAUAAAACUGAUAUUGUACUCAGAGAUUAAAAAUAAAGGCAUAACAUCCUCAAUUUAUGUAUGGAGUGUAGAGUUGCAAAAUUCUGUGAACUUUCGAUAAAAUCCCUAAUUUUCACAAAAUCCCAGUUGGAGAAUUCCUUGAAUCAGGAGGGAAUAAGCAGGAUAUCCAGAAUCCUCCAACCAGGGAAAACCAGGGAAUUUAUUGAAAGUUCCCGGAAUUUUGCAACCCUAAUGAAGUGUAAAUACAGAAAUGGCCUCUAUAUUAUUAUAAAGAUAUUAUUGUUUUGAUUAUGUGAGUGUGUUAUGGCUGUGAUGAAUAUGACUGUGUGUACAUGGGUGUGUUCCUGUUUGUGUUUGCUUGUUCUGAAGAAUGAAUGAAGCAGUGUACAAAUAGACUUUCUGAGGAAAAAGCAACGUAUUUCAUUGAAAUGUCUGCAUUGGUUGCAGAGUAGGCUAUAAAGAACCAAAUUAUGUGCUUUCAGAUUAUACUCCUUGGUAAUGCUUUUGGUAUCCAAAUGUCAUUACAAUUUAACAAUAGUCUGAUGUAGUACGUUUAUAAUGCUAUAUCAAUAGUAUUCAAUCCAUUUUUUGUCGUUUCUUUGUUUUAUCUAAACUUCACUGAGCCAUACGCUAACUUGUGGUCAUUUUGUUACUUGAGUUUUGUGUUCAUAAUAUCAUCUGUGGAGGAAGGUGCAUGUUAAGGAGACUCACGAGACUUACAGUCGCUAGUGAAAGUCGACACACCACUUGCACAGUCUUCACAUUCUGCUACCUUAAAAUCUAAAAAGGGAUUACAUCAGAUCUUUUUUCCUACCGAUCUAAACAAUCUACUCCACAUUUUCAAAGUGAAAGAAAAAUGUAUAAAAAAGAAAUACAAAACAAAGAUGUUUUGAUUGCGUAUGUCUUCGCAGCCGAGGGUUAACACUUGGUGGAAGCCCCCUUUUUUUGGUAAUUCUUCUCUCCCCAAUUUUGUGGUAUCCAAUGUGUAGUUAUAAUCUUGUCUCAUUGCUGCAACUCC